Centruroides sculpturatus (bark scorpion) is the source of this 801-nucleotide messenger RNA. RefSeq lists its product as uncharacterized. The transcript has 3 exons. The coding region runs from base 92 to 739 and encodes 215 amino acids. The record is from RefSeq and is a predicted model, not a curated record. Lineage: Eukaryota; Metazoa; Arthropoda; Arachnida; Scorpiones; Buthidae.
AGCUGCACUUUACUCGGUGAUUUAAAACGUGAAAGGAUGAAUACAAAUAUCUGAUAAACAGGCAACUUUUGUCAAGUAUUAAACUAGAGGCAUGAAUAAUAGAAGCAGCUACAUCAUUGCCUUCUUUGUUUUAACAUUAGGAAAUGAAGUCGAUGUUAACGCUCUUCUGGAAAAUGAAAGAAUAACAACGAAAAUAAACAGUGUAUUUGAUAAUGCAUUGGAAACAAUAAGUAAUAGUCACGUGUUGGAUGAUGUCAUUAAUAUGAACAUCACCAGAUGCAUCGAGGGAUUGAAGAACUUUAUAAAUUCAUUAAGAGACGACAAUAGUAACAGCGUGGGUGGUGGUAAUCCUUUAUUUCUAAAUUUCCUUUCACCUACGACUUCCUCUUUUUCUCUUUGUAAGUUUCUAAGUAUGGUCAAAAUCAUAAAUAAACUCUGUGUAACCGGUAACAAUACGAGUAUCCUCGAUUUUGUCAAUUGUACCGUAAUUGAAACAAGACCACCAAAACAAUUGAUUCUUAAAAUUGUUAAUAAAGAUAUAUCAGAUGUUUACGCGUGUAUUGAUGAAAGUUUGCAGAUAUCAGUUUUAAAUAUACUCGGCUGUGAAAAUUUAGGAAAUCUUUUGCCAUUUCUUCAGAACUGUUCUUCCCCUUCACCCGAUUUAUUUCUUUCGUCCACCUUUACUAAUUUCACUUUAUUCUUUGAAAAUGUGCAAAAAUGUUUACAAAUCAUACUGUAAAUCAAUUGUUUAAAACAAUAUCACGUAAAUUAAUACGAAUUGGUGCAAAUAAAAUAUAAUAA